GGCUGCUGCGCAACAUAGGGCGGAGAGGUAUAGCGCUGCUGUGAUACGGCUCUAUAUAUAUACACGGACGGGACCACCUUCCCUUUAAAGACACCCUCCUUCUUACUUUGCUUUCUUUCAGUCAGUGAUGUCGCUUGUUUUGGUAGCCAACCUAUAGAGGCAGAAGUCGCUUCUUUUAGAUUUUCAGUCCUUUUAUUUAUUCGGUUUUGUUAUGUGUUGUUAAUUUAUAUGUACGUGUGUCCCAUUUGUUUUUAUUUUUAAUAAAUAUUUUAUUUAAUGAAUCGUGUUGAUUUGUGUUCGAAUUUUUAUCCAAGUAAUUUUGCUUUUUUUAUGCUGCUUAUUAUUUGAUUGUGUAUCUGUUGAAAGAGUGCUAUAUUUGGCUAACACUAAGGACAUCCUUAACUUUCAUUAGAGACGACGUCAACUAACAUGGCAGUCAGACUGUGCGAUGUGGCCUCUCUGCUUAGAAGUGGUUCGUGGGCAGCUGAGCCGUGGACUGGGCAGGUUAUUGCUGCCAUGGAAACACAGCUGUCCAAUGGCCAGACUUGUAACAACACGACCAACGGUCCCACCACAGUGUCAAACAACUGCUCCUCCCCUGUAGAAUCAGGAAACUUGGAUGACAGUAAAACUAACCUGAUAGUCAACUAUUUGCCUCAGAAUAUGACCCAGGAGGAGCUGAAGAGCCUGUUUGGUAGCAUUGGAGAAAUCGAAUCCUGUAAGUUAGUACGAGACAAAAUAACAGGACAAAGCUUGGGUUAUGGAUUCGUGAAUUACAUGGACCCAAAGGAUGCAGAAAAGGCCAUUAACACGUUAAAUGGCUUGAGACUUCAGACCAAGACGAUCAAGGUUUCCUACGCCCGUCCGAGCUCUGCCUCCAUCAGGGAUGCAAAUCUGUACGUCAGCGGGCUGCCAAAAACCAUGACUCAGAAAGAGCUGGAACAGCUCUUCUCCCAGUAUGGACGCAUCAUUACCUCCCGCAUUCUGGUGGACCAAGUUACUGGCGUUUCCAGAGGCGUUGGAUUCAUCCGCUUCGACCGGAGGGCGGAAGCAGAGGAAGCCAUCAAGGGCCUGAAUGGCCAGAAGCCGCCUGGGGCCACCGAGCCCAUAACGGUGAAGUUCGCCAACAACCCCAGCCAGAAGACGAGCCAGGCCCUGCUCUCGCAGCUGUACCAGUCCCCCAGCCGGAGGUACCCCGGGCCCCUGGCACAACAGGCUCAGCGAUUCCGGUUGGACAAUCUUCUGAACAUGGCUUAUGGCGUAAAAAGCAGGUUCUCUCCGAUGGCCAUUGAUGGGGUCACCAGCCUGGCCGGCAUCAAUAUCCCAGGCCACGCAGGGGCGGGCUGGUGUAUCUUUGUUUACAACCUGGCCCCGGACGCGGACGAGAGCAUCCUGUGGCAGAUGUUCGGACCGUUCGGCGCGGUGACCAACGUGAAGGUCAUCCGCGACUUCAACACCAACAAGUGCAAGGGCUUCGGAUUCGUCUCCAUGACAAACUAUGACGAGGCGGCCAUGGCCAUCGCCAGCCUUAACGGAUAUCGCUUGGGGGACAGAGUGCUGCAGGUCUCCUUUAAGACUAACAAAACGCACAAAGCUUGAUGUCUUUGCAAAAUGCUACGAGCGAAAGGGGGGAAUUUAUACAGCAAAGGUCUCUUUUUAUGUCAUUUAAGUUAAAGAAUCGAUGUUUAGUGUCCAGUGUUCUUUAUCUCUUUUGAGUUGAGCAAAUAGCAGGCUAUUUAUUUUUAACUUGUCAUGUUGCUUUCAAAUGUUUAAAGAAGGGACUUUCUUUUCUCUAGUCUUUGUUUUUGGGUUCCCCCCCAAAAGUCCUUGUAAGACAUAUGGUGACUUUUCUUCUCCUCUCCUUUGUCCGUUUGUCUUGGGCGCGUUUUGCCUCUGAGAAGUAGAGUGACUAAUCACUACCGUUUAGCGUAUCUUUCUUUAACAGCUAACUGCUUCGUCGAGUUAUUAGUUGGAUUAUCGGUUGGCCACAUAUCGUUGCUUAUUGUAUAACUACAGGAGACACUUUUUUCUUAAAGCAGUACCUUGCCAAAGAGCUAGGAACCUCUUUGAUGUGGGUUUAAAGAAGCAUCUAUUUUUAUAAAAAGAACAAUUUGGAGAAACUUUUUACUGGACCUGGAACAAAUAUUUUGACAUGGAUACUUUGAGAAAUAUCUUCAUAUAACACAUUGCAAGCUUUGGAGCUUCACUAGAAACUUUACUGUGGUUGACAUUUCUGGAGAGCGUUAUGAUCUAAAAGGUACCUUUUUUGAGAUCUUUCUCCUGACAUUCUGAAAUUUAAUGGAUGUUGGUUAAUUGGUGUCAGUUUAAUUUCUAUGGGUCAUCUUGGUUGUUAUGUGGCACGCGGCUCACAUUCGAACACGAGGCCCAAGUCUCUCCAGAAGCUCAUAUUACCAGAGGAGGGAAAAUUAAAAAAAAAAAUAAAAAAUAAAAAAAUGAGGCUCGAGGGGUUUAAAAACAAAUUCAGUUCUUCCGAUGGAAUUCAGAGAAGCUCAGUGUUGAAUGAUGUACUUUCUGUUACGGUUUGUUUUUCUAUUUAAAAAAAAAAUAUAUAUACAAAAAAGGUUUUUACUUGGUUUGAACAAGACAGCAGAAGAGACAUUUUUGGAGGUUUAAAGAAUUAAGUUUGAAGGGUUGUUGUUAUUGACCUAUGUAAAUAUGUCCUACUUAAUAUUUAUUUCAGUAACUUUACAGGAGUGAUUUUGUUUACUUUGAUCCUGUGAGUCUUGAUUUAUUCUGAAUGUUGCCUUAUUUGGUUUUCUUGUUUACACUUGAGUUGACGUACUUGACUUGUCCAAAGGACUGACGUAAUUUUUUUGUUUGUUUGUUUAUGGUUGGUGGUUUUUUUUUCCUCCUGCUAUAAUAAAUAGAUUUAAUUUACAUAUAGAUAAUAUAUAUGUGUAUAUAAGCUGCAGUUCUGAAUAUAUGUUAAUACAUAGAGAAAAUGCAUAAAGCAGUCAUCUAUGAAAGGUUAGGCAUAUCGCUUUAUUUACUGUUGGGGGGGGGGGGGGAUCCAACAUCGUAGCUCUGAAAAGGACAACAUGACGCACACCUAAUUUCACGCUCGACAUAUACAUCAACGACCCCCCCCCCCCCCCCUUACUCGAUGCAGUCAUUUCUUCUCGUCGUUUGGGUUUUAGGUACAGGAAUUACAAAUGGGAUUUGCCAGUAAAUUUCACCCCCCCUCCCCUCAGUUCGGACUCCAUCACAACAGUGUCUCUCUACCAUUCCUUCCCCACAGAUCAGUAUCGGCACUGAAGGGGACGUCUAGCAGGUCUACCUGCUAGUCAGUCUCUCAAACUCUGCUUAUUUAAGGUUGUACAGUACGACUCUGUCAAAAGCUGUUGGAAUAGAGCAUAUCUUUUUAGUAUUUAAAGGGAUGUACGUGUUUACUUUUGUGUUUGGACGCAUUGUACUUUUUUUCCAUGUUCAGUUCACCAAUAAAUGAGUUGAAGGGAAA
Molecule: messenger RNA, 3478 nt
Organism: Brienomyrus brachyistius
Lineage: Eukaryota; Metazoa; Chordata; Actinopteri; Osteoglossiformes; Mormyridae
Product: ELAV-like protein 2
Exons: 8
Coding region: 430-1599 (389 amino acids)
Cellular component (GO): ribonucleoprotein complex
Molecular function (GO): RNA binding
Source: RefSeq, a predicted model, not a curated record